Molecule: messenger RNA, 375 nt
Organism: Neurospora tetrasperma FGSC 2508
Lineage: Eukaryota; Fungi; Ascomycota; Sordariomycetes; Sordariales; Sordariaceae
Exons: 2
Coding region: 1-375 (124 amino acids)
Cellular component (GO): mitochondrion
Source: RefSeq, a predicted model, not a curated record
AUGUCGGUCCCACGGGCGCGGUUACUGCAACUUGUGAAGGCUCGUUGCGAGCUCUUCUCGACGACGUUCAAUCCCGAAGGCAUCCGGACCGGUAACAAGAUCCUGCGUCAGCGACUCAAGGGCCCGGCACUUGCGACCUACUACCCCCGCAAGAACGUCGGUAUUCGCGAGCUUCAAAAGGAGUUUGGUACUCUUGGUCUCGAGGUGGACGAUGAGGUUGAUGAUGAUCGUUUGGAGCACUUGGCAGCGUUCGUCUCUCUCAUUCCUGCUAGUGUUUACUUGCAAACAUCACAAUCUAACCAUACCCUACAGUCUGAGAGCCCGCGACAAGGGAGCGCCCAAGAAGAAGAGGACGGCACCCUCGGCGGCCGGUAG